This is a messenger RNA of Culex pipiens pallens (northern house mosquito), 2930 nucleotides long. RefSeq names its product LIM domain transcription factor LMO4. The record is from RefSeq and is a predicted model, not a curated record. The transcript is spliced from 6 exons. NCBI's taxonomy places the organism in Eukaryota, Metazoa, Arthropoda, Insecta, Diptera, Culicidae. The coding region runs from base 2121 to 2930 and encodes 269 amino acids.
CGCUCAGUUCUCCCUUUGCACUCGAGCUUGUCGCACGCGCGUUCCUGACGGUCGGUUCUUUGACGGUUGUCGUCGUCGGUACGAAGAAGAAGUCGUUGUCGUCGCGCGAAGUAUCAGCAAGCAGAGCUGAGGUUUGGUUUGGGAAGGAGUUGCGACGAGAAGCGUUGGCGGAAGAAACGAAAAGCCAAUUACUCAACCUCCUCUUCCGUUCUCGAUGCUCAACCAUCCGCAAACGACAAUAAUUGAAUCAAUGCACCGCUCGGUGCUCCUUCAUUUAACCCUCUAAUGAUCGAAUUGUUCGGGACCUCUACCUCAAUUUAUCUUACACACUCACAGAGUCACACACGUGUAGCGCAAACCUUUGCCCCGGGAAUUGAAUUCACCUUUAAUUACAAUUCCACUAAUCAUCUGCUAAUCCACCGCCGCAACAGCCGCAGCCGCACCAACCCCGAUAUAAUACCUCUCAUUAAGUACACCUCAUUAAUCGAGAACUGUACCAUCGCACCGUCGUCGGUCGGGCUGUGCAUCCAGAGCCUGGGCAGUCAGCAGUGGUUUCCUCCGAUUGCCUCACACACCAUCCAUCGCUCGACUCGUCCUCUUCCCUCGUUCGUCAUCCCGCGCUCACGCUAAUAAUGAUUAAUACACACAGCUGAUUCGUCGACCCUCCGGGUCGUCUUCCUCGUUCCCCUCGCGCUCACGCGUCCAUCUCUAAUCCCUCGGUAAUUACAUCACGGUCAAUUGUAUCGAAUUUUUAAUUUACGUUCCAUCAGUAAUUCCCCUCGCCUUCGGCAUGCCCAACUUGAGGAAGAGUCCCUUUCCGACAACACCAACACCACCAUCCAAGUGUGCCUUGUGCGUCCUGUUUGCAAUCCAUCCAUCACCAAUACAGAGUCGGGCGCAGCCGACUGCGACCCGAGUCGAACUGUUCGGCCGGCAUGGCAUGCCUGACUGUCUUGGGUGAGCUGGUCGUGAGUCGUGAGUCGUGGCCGAGCAUGCUCGGUGAGAUGCGAUGUACGGCGCGAUACCUUCCAGAGGUUCGAACGCUGGUGAACGCAAUCAUUGCUCAAGCUGAACGUCUAGCGGAAGCAUCGUGCUGCUGAGGGGUUUGAGCGAUUCUGAGCGUAAACUUGGAUGAAAACAAAGUUUCCUGAAGAAGCUGAUCCAAUCAACGCGCGCGAAGCAGUAGCAAUUGUCACCGAGGCAAAGAUCAUAAAAAAAGCGAGGGGCCUCUCCUCACCCUGCCCGGCGCGACAUCUAGCCGUGAAGAAGUGCCGCCAAAUCGCAGUUGGCGCGCUGAUCGUUAAAGAGAAAUAAUAGAGUGAGGAAAAAAAAAGAGUGCAAACAGUGUUUGGUGUGGGAAGAGAGAGAACCAGCUUCCAAGUGAAAAUAUUUAUAUGAUUUUAAUGAGAAUCAAGAUAAGAAAUAAUAGUUGGAAAAUAAUAAAUAAAGGCAAACAUUAGCGGGCGAGCGCGCGAGGGUUCCGCGACGUGUCAAGUGAAGAAUGGUCACACCGUACUGAAGAGACCUUCCCCCUUAAGCUCGGGGCAUCGCGAGUGGCCAAAUUGCUGAAAUGAAAUAUAGAUCCGCGUCGCGCGGUGAAAAUUGAAAUUUAUUUAGAUAGAUAAAAAUAAGUGCACACACACACGCGGUGCGCCGCAAGGAAAAACGGAAAAAUAGAAAAUUAUUUAUAAAUAAUAGCCAAGCGCGCGCGAAAAUAACGGGCAAAACUGGUGAAUCGAAAAAAGUGCCACCCCCACCUUUAAAAAAAGAGCAAGCAAAACUGCAUCAUCAAACUGCUGCAAACACAGGAAAAGCUAGCGGCGCUAUUGUGUGAGUUUGUGCAAUUGUGUGUGUGUGAAGAAAAAUAGUGCGCGCGGAAAAAUCUAUCAAUUUUAUCAAAAUCCCCUCGCCACGCACCCCUCGUUUUGACGUUCCUUCGGAACCGGGGGGCCAAUCUAAUCAAUAAAAAUAACGAGCCCGCACGAGUCGCAAAAAGUGCAUCGCGGCGAAUGCAACUCAAGUGAAGGCUUCGUGAAGUUUUAAAAAAGCUAAAAAGCUAGCAUAAAUCCCGCCAGGAAUCCCGCCACACUCAAGCCGUCAAGCUGGCCGCGUCAAUAGCAAUGAACCCGCACUACCAUCCGUACCCGGACCUGGGCUCGUCACCGCACUCGCCCAGCCCGGACAACGCCAACUAUCCGGGCGGGAUGGUUGGCGGGCCACACCACAACGGGCACGGUCCCGGGGUGGGAGGGCCGCAGGGGGGUGGUGGCGGAGGAGGUGGUAACCCGAUGGGGGUUAGCCAGAUGGACAGCCAGGCGGUCGGUGGGUUCCACGGGAUGAACAACGGGGCGGGACCGGUGAAGCACUGCGCGGGAUGUGGAGGCAAAAUUACGGAACGAUUCUUCCUGCACGCGCUGGACCGGUACUGGCACAACAACUGCCUCAAAUGCUCCUGCUGCGGCGCGAUGCUCGCGGACAUCGGCUCCAGUUGCUACACCCGCAGCGGCAUGAUCCUGUGCAAGGGCGACUACUCCAGGUUGGUACCAGUUCAGCAGUCACCUCGAUUAUUCGGCUCGGGAGCGUGUUCCGCGUGCCACCAGACGAUACCGGCCAACGAGUUUGUGAUGCGGACGACCUCCCACACGACGAUAAACAACAACAACCAAAACGGGGCGCCAAACAACAAUAACAACAACAACAACAAUAACAACAACGGCCAAACCGUCCCCCAGCACCACGUGUUUCACCUCAAAUGUUUCCAAUGCUCGAAAUGUGGCUGUCAUUUGGUGCAGGGUGACCGGUACUACAUGGUCGGCGGUAAUUUGGUCUGCGAACAGGACUGGCACAAGCUGGUCAAGACGUCCAACGCCCAGACGAACCCGCCACUGCGCAAGGGCAAGGUCGGGCGACCCCGGCGAUCGCGAGACUGA